This is a messenger RNA of Micromonas pusilla CCMP1545, 5541 nucleotides long. RefSeq lists its product as uncharacterized. The record is from RefSeq and is a predicted model, not a curated record. The coding region runs from base 1 to 5541 and encodes 1846 amino acids. Gene Ontology annotation, molecular function: protein binding. Lineage: Eukaryota; Viridiplantae; Chlorophyta; Mamiellophyceae; Mamiellales; Mamiellaceae. The transcript has a single exon.
AUGGCGCCGCCGCGGACGCGCCUCGGGGACAUCCCGGUCGCGUCGGCGCGGGCGAAUCGAUCCGCUGGGGACGACGACGGACGGGGAGGACACCGUCAUCCGAACAAGCCACGACGCGCGAGGAGCACGACGCCGCCGCCGCGGUCGCGCACGCCGACGCCGCCGCGGUCGCCCGCGCCCGCGGCGGGGUUCCGCUCCCCCGGACGCGACUGCCCCGCGUGCCCACGCCCCGCGGAGACGCCGCCCGCGCCGCCGGCGACGUCGCACUCGGAAGCGCGCGCGCAACUCCUGGAGCUCAUCUCGCGCCACGCGAACGUCGUCGCGGACGGCGUCGUCCCCGCGAACGUCCCGCUCGGGAUCGCGCUCCCGCCGCCGAAGCUCGCGAUGCGAGAGGUGGAGGCGAAGCGCUUGAUGGCGGAGCGCGACGAAGAGGAGAAGCUCCGGAGGCACAACGCGGUGCAUCAGAUGUUGAAACGCGUCGCGCUGCGCAAUCAGGCGGCGGCGGCGAGGCGCGCGAAGGACGCGCCGCCGCCGGCGAAACCCGACGACGCCGCCGCCGCGAACGCGAGGAGGGGCCAACGACAGGGGUCGGUGUACGACCCCGGCAGAGCCGCGCGCGACGCGAGGGCGGGCGCGUCGUCGAAGGAGAAUCUCGACGCCGCGAGCGCGGCGCGAAGGGAAGCGGCGCGACGCCGCGUCCCCGCGCGGUCGCCGGAGCGGCCGUGGCGGGUCGGCGUCGACGCGGAAGAACUCGAGCGGCGGCACCAGGAGGCCGCGCGACGAAAACGCGCGAAGUUCGCGGCGGAGGAGGCGGCGAGGAAGGGCGCGGGGAAGAAGAUGGGGUGGGCGAAGCCGACGUCGAACGAAUCGCGCGUCGAACCCGACGACGCGGCGAAGAAGCCCUCGCCCGCGGAGGACCCCGCGGCGGCGGCCGAGCGUCAGGCGAAAGCGCGGGCUUUCAUCUUAGAGAGCAAGGCGAGGUGGAAGAAGAAACUCGCGGAGGAGAAGGCGCUCCUCAGAGAACAAGAGGAGAAGCGCGCGAAGAUUAAGCGCGAGGAAGAGGAGCGGUGCCGCGAAAAGGCGCGACUCGCCGCGGAGGCGAGGAUCAGAGCGCGCAAGGACAAGGACGCGGACGAGGACGCGCCGCCGAAGAAGAACCCGGCGUGGGUCGACCCGGGCUUGGACGACGGGUCGUCGCGCGCGGACGACCCGGCGACGCCGAUCAAGCGGUCGCACGUCGACGACGACGGCGACCCGGUCGAGGCGGCGGCGGCGGAGGCGGCGACGGCGGAGAGCUCCGACGCGGCGAAGACGUCGGAUCGGGUUAACCCUGGACCUCCAGUCGCGCUCGUCAGCGCGGGCGGGAUCCGUCGCGCCGCGGCCGGCGGCGCGGAGAAGUCCGCGUUCCGCGCGAACCCCGAGAUCGUGGACAUCCAGGGCAUGGUCCAGCGCGGGCGCAGAGGCGGCGCGAGGGACCCGACCGGGAAAGGACGCGUGGAGUAUCCGCCGCUUCGGAUGAAAAAAAAGCCGCCGCCGUCGACGAGUUCGGCGCCGCCGACGCGCGAGCCGCGGCAUCAGCCCCACAGCGCGGAGGAGAUCAAACGGCAGAUCGCGGAGAGGAAAUCGGCCGCGGAGGCCAAGGCGAACGAGGAAGCGAGAGAGGCGCUCGCGCUCAGGGAGGUGGCGCGGAGGCUCGCGGCGACGAUCGACGCCUUCUCUGCGACGCAGAAGCAGGCGAACCGCGAAAAGGCGCUCGAACGCGCGAGGGACGCGAAGCCGACUACGCGCUCGCGCUCGCGCGGGAUGCGGGACGCGAACGCCGACAACGCCGACAACGCCGCCGCGCACGAGUCCUCCGAGUCGCCGUCCUCGAGCGAGAGCCCGCCCCCGCCGCGCGCGAGGAACGACGGCGACGGCGGGAUCGGUUUCGCGAUGCGCGCCAGCGCCGCGGCGACGACGGUGCAGUCGCACGUCCGCGGGUACCAAGCGCGUCGGCGCGUCGCGUCCGGGGAUCUCACCGCGGGCGGUCCCGCCGCGGGGCGAUCGCUGCGGUCGUCGCUGAAGUCGCCCUCGAAGGCGUACGCGCACGCGAGCGGGCGGCGCAUCUCGUUCGCGCCCAAGACGACGACGGCGGGCGGCGGCGGCGGCGGCGGCGACGACGACGACGACGUCGAGGUGAUUCACGACGAGGAGCUCACGCUUCGCGAAUCGCCUCCGAAGAGGGACGCGCUGGCGCUCGCGCCGCCGUCCGAUCCCGCGCCGCCCCCGCGGCUGCUCGGCGUGAAGUUCGGGCCGCCGGAGACGCACACGACGCUCCCCGGGGACGCGCACGUGCCGCGACGCGAGGACUGGCUGUCGCAAGGCGCGGGCGGGAUGGCGAGAAAGAAGCGACUCGUGAAGCGCGCGGGACAGCGCGUAGAGGCGAUGGCGAUGGCGCCGGGCGAGGACGACGACGACGCGGCGACGACGGCGCUCGAGCGGCUGCCGUACGCCGCCGAGGACGUCAUGCGCGCGUUGGCGCCGGCGGCGGUGGAUCGCGAUCCGCUCCCGCCGCCGCCGCCGCCGCCGCCCGCGCGAAGCGCGGCGCCGGCGUCCGUCUUUAGUCUGUACGCGUCUCGAGUCGCCGCCGCCGAGGCGUCGCGCCUCGCCGCGGCGUCGAUCCCGACGCUGCCUCUCGCCGCCGAGGCGCGCGCGUCGACGUCGUCGUCCGCGCAGACGGAGCCGGUGCCCAUCGUCGUCGAGCGCCGGGCCCAGGCGGCGGCGGCGGCGGCGGCGGGGACGGCGGAGACCCCGACGCCGACGCGUCGGCGAAGCCGGCCGGUCUCGCCCGCGCGGCGGUCGCCCGCGCGCCAGGCUCGCCCGCCCAGCGCCUCCACGGCGUUAUCCGUCCGCUCGUCCUCGCCCGAGGAGGAUGCGGACGUCGAGAUCGACCACGGGGUGGACGCGGACGCGGACGCGGACGCGGACGGAAAAGUUCUUAAGGAACGGCGUUCACAACGCGAACGGGAUCGUAUGGGGACCCGUGUAGAGAACGCCGAGGACCGCGCCGCGGCGCUCGCCGCGCUCGCCGCCGAGCAAGACGACGACGCGGCUGAUCGCCUCACCCCGUCCGAGCUCGAGCGCCAGCUCCAGAACGAGCUCUCUCUCUUCGACGAGCUCGGCGCGAUGCAGGCGGAGCUGAGCAAGGUGCAGCGCGCGAGGGAUCUGUUCAGGGCGGAGCAAGAGGCGGCGGCGUACGCGAGCGUCGUCGAGCGGCAGCGGACGGAUAUGGACUACAAGCACCAGCUCGCGUUGGCGAAGGAAGACAUGGAGCACAAGUUCGAAGCGCGCGCGGCGGAUCUGGAGCGGGUCGCGCUGGAGAUGACCGCGAAGAUGCGCGACGAGAGCCUCGCGCAGGUGAGGGAGGUGACGGAGAUGCUCGUCUCGACGCUGAGGAAGUCGCAAGAGGUGGAGCGACGAGAGGCGGCCGCCGCGCGAGCGGACGCCGCGUCGUUCUUCGCGAGGGAGGCGAAGGAGGCGGAGGAGGAGACGAGACGGCUCGCGCCCGCGCCGGACGUCGGCGCGAGCCACCCCGCGGCGGACGACGCGAAGGCGACCGCGAAGGCGGUCGCGGUCGUCCCGCCGCGUCGGGACGACGACGACGACACGUCGUCGUCCGUCGACGAGAGCAUUCCGGAGGCGUCCAUCUUGGAGGAGUCGACGGCGAACGUUCGCGGGGACGAACGCGAGGACGAGGACGCGGGGCGGGCGUCCCCCACGGUCGUCGAGGAGGAUCCCGGCCUCGCCGCGCGCGCGAGCGCGUCGGUGGACGAGAGUUUCGAAGCGCGCGCCGCCGCCGUCGAGCGCGAGAUCGCCGCGCGCGAGAAGGACGUGGAGACGAAGCUCCGAGAGCGGAAGCGCGAGCUGAAAGCGCGCGAGCUCGAGGAGAAACAGAGACGCGUCAGGCAGAUGGAGGCGGAGCUCCUCGCGCUGGAGGGCGGGGAGCUCGCGCCGUCGCCGCGACCGCGACCGCAAGGAAGAAACGCCCGAGACGCGGACGUUUCCGAGUCCAUAGCGGACGAGGUGGCGUUCGCGGACGACGCGUCCGGGUCCGGGUCGGACGCUCCGGGCGUCGACGACGAGGACGUCGUCGUCGAACACGACGAGAGUCCCGGGGGAAGCGACGUCGACGGCGCGAUCGACGAGCUGCACCGCGUGGAAGCGCUCGUGCAGAAGAAGCGGACGGAGCGGCGGAAAGAUGGAGAGACGCGCGAGUUCGCCGCCGCUGAGGCGUCUGCGGCGGAGACGACGAUCCCCGAGGAUUUCGAGAUUGGCUCCCAGGCGACGACGUCGCCGGCGCCGUCGGAGAUUGGCUCCACGGAGGGGACGACCGCGUCCGGGUCGGUCGCGUCCGUCGGUCGCGUCGCGUCCGCGGCCGCCGCCGCGGUGGAAGAAGCGGAGGCGAAGGCGAAGACGCGGGGCGGGAAGCCCCCGAAAUCGCCGCCGAAAUCGCGGGGCGUCGAGUCCGCCGCCCCCGCCGCCGCCGCGACGUCGAAGUCCACGUCCGCCUCCGCCGCCGCGUCGCGCUCGACGGAGAUCGAGGAGUCACUCCCGACGCCGCCGGAGUCCUCGGUGGAACCCGAGGAGUCGAUCCAGACGGAGGUGUACUCGGACGACGGAUACAGCGGCGACGAGUUCGAGACGUCGCCGGGGCCUUCCCCGCGGACGUCCGCGGGAUCGGACCCGGAGCCGCGCGCGGACGACGCGUCGGGGAAGAUCUCGCCGUCGCCGUCAGAGCACGCCGCGGACGCCGUCGUCGGCGGCGCCGCGGAGAAGGCGGCCGCGGCGUCGCCGUCCGCGUCGCCGUCGCCGUCGUCGGCGGCGGCGCACAAAGAGAGCGGCUUCUUGACGCACCACGAGGCGAACAUCCACAUGCCGCACCACGCGCCGCGCCACGAGCCGCCGCCGAAGCGCGUCGUCGUCCCGGGCGCGACGACGGAAGAGCGCGCGCGCGCGGCGGUGGAGAAGCACGUCGAGGCGUUCGCGCGCAGGGUGCUCGACGCCGCAGGCGCCGUCGCCGGCGGCGUCGACGCGGCUACGUUGUCCCGGCUCGACGACGCCGCGUUCGCGUUCGCGACCUCCUCCUCCGCCUCUCCCGCGCACGCGGAGAUCGCCGAGCGCGUCCCGGACCGCCUCGUGUUUGACACGAUAUCGGAGAUUCUCGCGGAGCUCGUCCCCGGCGCAGCCGCGCUCGAGCCCGGCGAGGACUCUGUCGUCGGCGGGAUCGGGUCGUCGCUCGUCGUCGCCGCGGGCUCCGCCGCCGGCGCGGAGAAACUCGCGGGCGAUCGUCUGGUGAAGUUGGUCGGCGAUAGGGCGGCGGCGUCGUUGGCGCCCGCGCGCGACGGCGGCGUCAAGGUGGACGACAUCGUGCGCGAGGACGUGCGCUCGAGCGACGACUUGGGGUGGUACGACGUGCGCGCGACGGAGAAGGCCAUCUUGAUUCGGUUAUCGGAGGAGAUCUUCGACGAGCUCGUCGGCGACACGAUCCUCGCCGGGGCGUGA